Opisthorchis viverrini is the source of this 228-nucleotide messenger RNA. RefSeq lists its product as hypothetical. The coding region runs from base 1 to 228 and encodes 75 amino acids. The record is from RefSeq and is a predicted model, not a curated record. The transcript has 2 exons. Lineage: Eukaryota; Metazoa; Platyhelminthes; Trematoda; Opisthorchiida; Opisthorchiidae.
AUGUGUUUGGCCUGGUUGACAGAUUGUAACAGAGUCUCAUCAGCACCAGAUCAAAGAACAGCUAUAUCGUCUGCGUGCUCGAUAUCUGUGAGUAAAUACCCUGGGGGCAUUUCGAAUCCACAGGAACUAGAGGGAGUGGAUCAUGGAAGUGAUCCACGGAGUGAUCAUAUGGAAGGCGAAGUUGAAGAGGAAGGGUGGAAGGGGACAGCUUUGCUUGGUACCACUUGA